Cannabis sativa is the source of this 756-nucleotide messenger RNA. RefSeq lists its product as uncharacterized. Gene Ontology annotation, molecular function: zinc ion binding. Bases 1 to 756 code for a protein of 251 amino acids. The transcript has a single exon. The record is from RefSeq and is a predicted model, not a curated record. NCBI's taxonomy places the organism in Eukaryota, Viridiplantae, Streptophyta, Magnoliopsida, Rosales, Cannabaceae.
AUGUAUGCAACAAGCAAAUAUGGCUUAGCCUACGCAUGGAACAAGACGGAAUGUGAUAGGCAUUUUGAGGUCUUGAAACGGAUGGACCACGCCAUUGCUACAUACGUCGAGCAAAUAGGGUUUGAAAAGUGGGCUCGUCCUUAUUGUCCGUGCGAUCGGUACAACAUAAUGACAAGCAACGCCCGAAAGCUUCAACAAGGUGACGAAGAAUUCGAGAAAAUAUCCGCAACUAUUUUGGUUGACUUCAUCAGGUUCACACUUCAAAAUUGGUUUGCUUCUCGUCUCGAAAAGGCUAGUAAGUGCGCUACUCCUUUGGCUACUACUUUUGAAAAUGAUUUAAAGGAUCAACACAAAGAUGGUAUGUUCAGGAGUGUCCUUCGUAAUGGUGCCCAAUUGUUCAACGUUGGUACGAGUCCUCAAGGUGAGAGAGGUGGUGAUGUGAACUUAGUGGAGAGAACAUGCACUUGCGGACUUUUCCAAAUGCUGAAAAUCCCUUGUCCACAUGCAUGUGCCGCAGCAGUUAGUCAGAAUGUGAGCGUGUACACACUUUGCUCUCCAUAUUACACUAAAGAAACGUGGAAGAAAACCUACGAUGCCACAAUUAAUAUUGUUGGCGAGGAGGAUGAGUGGGUACUACCGGAACAUAUCAAGAACAUAAGAAUCGGGGUACCAGUGGAGAAAAAACCGAUGGUCGGCCUAGGAAAAGCAAUGCGGUGUAGAAGGCCGACGAAGCGUCGACCUUGGGUCGGGUGGUAG